Molecule: messenger RNA, 2757 nt
Organism: Mauremys reevesii (Reeves's turtle)
Lineage: Eukaryota; Metazoa; Chordata; Testudines; Geoemydidae
Gene: PLA2G4B
Product: phospholipase A2 group IVB
Exons: 22
Biological process (GO): glycerophospholipid catabolic process
Cellular component (GO): cytosol
Molecular function (GO): calcium ion binding; calcium-dependent phospholipid binding
Source: RefSeq, a predicted model, not a curated record
AUGAAGGUCAUCAUCCUCAAGGAUGGGACAGGGCCUCCAAGCCAACCAGAUAUGAGAAGAUGGGUUGAAGAAAUGUGCUUUGCAUUUGGAAUAGAAGGUGGUGAGGUUUAUGAUGGUUCUUGGCUCCUGUGGGAGUUCGUUCCACAGUCCUGGAACAAUCCUCAAGAAAAUCCUGUCUCCUGCACAGAUGAGCUUUCUCCUUAUUGUAAAGAGUUCCCGUGGGCCAGAGGAGUGGAGUUGUCAACUCUGGCCUUCAUCCCUGAGCGAUCCCUGAACGGUGCUCUGAUAUCACAGGGUGAUGCAGUGCUAGAAACCUAUAAGGUGCCCAGAUAUCACAGUGGGAUCAAAACCUCUCCCAACUGCCUGUUCUCUGUGAGAGUCAUACGAGCCAGGAACAUUGCCUCGAAAGACUUCUUUACUGCAUCUGAUUGCUACGUGAGCCUGUGGCUGCCAACAGCUUCAAAUAAAAAGGUCAAGACCAAAACCAUCAAGAAAACUGAUGACCCUGUCUGGAAUGAGACCUUUUACUUCAGGAUCCAGAAUGAGGUCAAGAAUAUCCUAGAAUUGACAGUCUAUGAUGAUGAUUUACUCACCAAAGAUGACCCACAAUUCACUGUUAUGUUUGAUGUUGCUAAAGUCAGGCCUGGAGAGGUAGCCUAUGAGAUAUUCUCUUCGAAAUCAGAGAAACAGGAGUCUCUGGAAGUGGAAUUCAAGAUGGAGCAAAUUCCUGGUCCUCCUGAGAAGCUCAUUACAAACGGUGUCCUAGUAUCGCGUGAAGUUUGCUGCUUAGAAGUUCAGGUGGACAAGGAGGAGAAUAAAAAGUAUUUGAAAGAGAAUAAAAACAUUGUGCUUACGGUGGAUGCAUCAUAUGAAGGAACACAGAAAACAACUAUGGACUUGGAUACUUUCCGCUUUCACUGCAUAAAGAGUUGGGAGCCAAUACUAAAAGCCAGGCUGCAGUGUGUUUCAGAUACAGAAGAGAAUGAAGACAAUUCGGAUGACUCCUUAACAAUACCCUUGACAUUACUUGCGGUGGGACAGAAAGUGAAAGUAGGCCUUCCUGUAGAAAAGGGUACAAAGUUGGAGCUGCAGGUCCAAGUAAAUGAUUGCCCAGAAACUCUAGAUGUGCGUUUAGGGUACAAUCUGUGUGAAGAGGAGCAAGAUUUCUUGCAGAAAAGGAAGAAGGUGGUUGCUAGUGCCUUGAAAAAGGUUCUUCAGCUGAGGAGAGAUCUGCAUGAGCAUGAGAUCCCAGUGAUAGCUGUCAUGGCAACAGGAGGAAGUGUCAGGGCAAUGUCAGCAAUGUAUGGCCACCUCUUAGGUCUCCAGAAGCUGAAUCUCUUGGACUGUGCUACAUAUCUCACUGGUACUUCUGGCUCAACAUGGACCAUGACCAACCUGUACAAAAAUAGUGACUGGUCACAGAAAACUCUGGAAGGGCCAAUCAGUCUAGCAAAGAAACAGGUGAUGAAGUGCAAGAUGAAUGUUAUUUCCAUGGAGCAUCUGAAGCAUUAUCACGAAGAGAUGAUUAAGAGGGCAAAAGAAGGACACAUGUCAUCUUUUACAGAGCUGUGGUCACUUGUUCAGGAAGCGUUUUUACAUGAUGAGGUAUAGGAGAGUAAACUGUCAGACCAGCGCAAGGCUGUGGAUCAGGGUCAGAACCCCUUGCCUCUCUAUGCAAUCCUCAACGUCAAAGCGGAACAAAUCAGCACUUUUAAAUUUAGAGAAUGGGUGGAGUUCUCACCUUACGAGGUGGGAUUUCAGAAAUACGGAGCCUUCAUUCGAUCAGAAAAUUUUGACAGUGAGUUCUUCAUGGGGAGGUUGGUGAAGAAGCUUCCAGAGUCUCGGAUCUGCUUUCUGGAAGGUAUCUGGACUAAUGUUUUUACUCGGAAUUUGCUGGAUGGCUUAUACUGGUCCUCAAAUUCAGAUGAAUUCUGGGACCACUGGGCCAAAGACAUGGUAGAUAUGGCUAGAGAAAAGAAUGCUUCUGAUGACUCUUCCAUUGUCAUCAAGUCUUCAUGUUCCACAUCAGGGAACCUUUGUGAAAUCUUUAAUGACAUUCUAACCACCCGCCCGCUACUUGAAGAGAGUCAUAACUUCUUGAGAGGCCUAGAAUUUUACAAGGACUAUCUCCAACAGAGAGGAUUUAUUGACUGGAAAGACACUGUGCUGGACGUAUCCCCUAACAAACUGACUCCACGGGAGAAACAUCUCUGCCUAAUAGAUGUUGGCUAUUUCAUUAACACCAGUUGCCCACCGCUUCUCAAGCCAGAGAGGAAUGUGGAUGUCAUCAUCUCACUUGAUUACUCGAUGGGCAAUAUGUUCCAGCAGCAAUUAGAGAUGACAUACAGAUAUUGCAAAAUGCAAGGAAUCCCAUUCCCCAAAAUUGAGCUGAGUGAGGAAGACAGGAAGAAUCCCAAGGAAUGUUACAUGUUUUCAGAGGCAGAGAACCCCAGAGCUCCCACAGUGCUCCACUUCCCAUUGGUGAACAACACUUUCAAGGAGUACAAGGAACCUGGGGUGAAGCGCAGUCCCUUGGAGAUGAAGGAUGGUGAUAUAAAUUUGACCAAUAACUCACCAUAUUAUUUUACAAAACUGAUGUACUCUGCUGAAGACUUUGACAAACUGGUGAAUCUGAGUAGCUACAACAUCCUCAAUAACAAAGACCUGAUUCUACAGUCCAUCCAGAGGGCUAUGGCAUGGAGGAGAACCAGCAUGAGUGGACGUUUACCCACCAGUUCUGAAGUUCAAUCUGCCUAG